Molecule: messenger RNA, 671 nt
Organism: Leptidea sinapis
Lineage: Eukaryota; Metazoa; Arthropoda; Insecta; Lepidoptera; Pieridae
Exons: 6
Coding region: 1-657 (218 amino acids)
Source: RefSeq, a predicted model, not a curated record
AUGAUUGAGCCACGCCAGGAUAUUGCAAAUGGCUUCUAUUACGUCAAUACUACGCAAUUUGAGAGGCAAGAAAGUAGCAGCGAGGAAUCUAAUAGUAAUUCUGAUGAGAAUGUGGAGGGAAGCAAAGAGGGACUAGAUUCCGAAUUGGAGUCUGGUGAAGAUUACGAUGAGCCUCCUGGUGGAGGUGAUGGACAGGGAGGAGGGUUGUUGGGUUUACUAGCAGGGCUCAGCGGUGGAGAAGAUGGGCAAUCAGACUUGGGUUCAUUAUUAGCUACAGUUAGCGGCAUUAUAGCAAAUCUAAGCGGCGAUGGCAUCGAUCUAAAUGCUCUCAUAGCUUCUGGAAUCGGACUUUUUGUUGGAUUGUUGUCCGAAGGUGAUCAAAACCCCGGUGCGGUGGUUGCCAGUUACCUACUAACCUCUUUGGACACUAUCACAGGAGGCGGCGCGCAAAAUAAUGGCGCCUUUUUCGGGAACUUUUUAUCGAAAUUGGUGAAAGGAACAAGUGCCGGUGGCGAUCCGGAUGCUAGUUCAGAAGAAGAUGGCACUCCACCAAUGAAAGAUUCAGCUGGUUUUUUCUCAAGUUUGCUCAUGGCUCUCUUAGGAGAUAUGUCAAAAGGAUCCAGUAGCUCAAACUCAUGGGGAAGGCAGCAUUAUUAAAAAGCCAAAGAAUG